CCUACUUAGAGCCACACACACACACACACACACACAGCAGCCUCCUCCCACUCACAGAGAGGCACCGACACACACUCACAACAGAGGAAUCACAAACACUCCAACCUCUCGCUAAACGGCCUCCAAGGACCAGGAUGUUGCCACAGUCUUCUCAACAAGGCGAAGGAGAUGUUCGCUCUGGAGAAUCCGGGCCUUACGAGAGGCACUUGAAUGCAACAUGACCUCGGCGGCGGAUCUCUCUGAAGUUGAGUUUGCCGGCUUGAGUUGAAUCUGUCUUCUAAGACUCAUGAGCGACUUCGACGAGACCGACGUCUUUUGGGAGUCUUGGACUUUGACGCCUGAGAAAAAGAAAAAGAAAAAAGACUCCAAAAAGGAGAAGAAAUGCCCGAAACACAAAAACAACACGGCGGCGACAACAGAAGAGAACAUCGUCCGGAAGAAGAAGAGAAAGAAAAACUCCAAGUUCAAAGAUGCGAUGGAGGUAAGAAAAGAGAAGAAACGGGGAAAGAAGAAAAACAGAACGGCGGCGGAGCUCUGUGACGGCUGGAUGCUCGCGCAGAGCGGCGGCGGCGCGUUGACGCCCGACCGCGACAAGAAGAGCAGAAGAAAAAAGAAAGUGGCGUUUGACUUAUCGCGGGGCGUCGCCGUCAAACGACCUCAGUGCGGGUCGAGAGCCGGGGAUCCGGGGCGCACGCCGCCCCGCCACGAGUCUCAGGAGGACGACAACAGUCAGGAUCUGUUCAUCACCCAGAAGACCUUCAGGCCGUCGCCCCCGUCCAGCGGGGAAGCCCCUCCCCCGAGUCCUCGAGGCUUCUCGCCGCGAGGCCAAGAGGAAGACGAGCGGCUCGGCAAAGCGCGCCGGGAUCCAAAGGACGGGAAAUGGUUCAAAGCGAACGUCGCCGAGGAGGAAGCGGCAUCCCGCGCCGUCCCUCCCCGUCCGUCCGUGGGAAGCACUUCCACGCAGACGGAAAACUUCUUCACCGCCGAACUCUCCUCUUACCUCGACUUCCGCCGAGCGGCCGCGCGGCCGGAGGACCCGCGGCCGCUGGACCUGAGCUUGCCGCGGAGAGCCAGAAACGACCCGGGGAGGGCGUGGCCUUUACCAGGAGAGGUGGGAGGGCCUCCCCGCGGCCCCUCGGACGUCACCGCUGGAGACGACCCGUGGUCUGAAGGCACCGACGGGAAAAGGGAAACGACCCUGAGCCUCGAGUCGGAGCCUGAGCCGAAGUCCACGGACACGACGACCUCCGGCGAGGACGAGCCCCCCUGUCGGAGCGGCAAGCUGGACCUGACCCAGGUGCGGGCGGUCCAGAUGAGGCUCAACGAGUCCUUCUUCUUCAAGACCAAAGGAGAGGCGCGGUCACCCCGACCGGAGUCUCCUCUGAUGAAGCUGGUCCAGGGCCGAGAGGUGAAACACAGGAAGGGCCGCUGAGGUCGCCGGGGUCACGUCACAGCAUCAAGGUUUGGAGCCGUCUCAAGAGGAAUAUUAAACCUCACCUCCGGACGCUCCAACGCGUCCUGACCGGCGUGCUCGAGCGGUCGACGCCCCUUUAGGAGUGUAGCGUUACGAGGAACAUCCAGUCAUCUCGAGCAACAAGAGAAAGCAUAGCACGUCCCACAAUGCAUUGCAUUUACAUAUUAAUGGUUUGUUUUUAUUUCCAAUGUUGGAAUUUUUCAAGUUAGACUUUCCUGUGAUGUUGGAGUGCAGGGAGGCGUUCCCUCGACUAGGUUUCAGUCACGGCUUUUAAAAAAAGUUUUCAUGAAGCUGUAAUCCAAUCGAGGUUCAUAGUUUUGGACGUUGUCCACUAAUGAAAACACAUCUUGUAUUAAUUAAAGUGUAUUUAUUGUG
Molecule: messenger RNA, 1849 nt
Organism: Pseudoliparis swirei
Lineage: Eukaryota; Metazoa; Chordata; Actinopteri; Perciformes; Liparidae
Product: NF-kappa-B-activating protein
Exons: 4
Coding region: 287-1432 (381 amino acids)
Source: RefSeq, a predicted model, not a curated record